AUGACGCGUCUCACAGCCGCCUUUCACAUUAUGAUUGACCAAAUCCUGGAAGAGGACAAGGAGCGUGCCAAAGAGGAAGAAAUCCGCCGCUACGUGGCUGCACUGCCCAGUCGCUCAAACAGUGGCAACGGCGGCCGAUCGCCUUUGUUGCUGAGCACCUCAACCGGCACACGUGGCGGCUCUCCUCCCAGCGGGCUCGCGAGUCCUGGCCGGCCUCGGCGCAUCAGCACCCUAGGCCAUCACGUGGUGACCGAUCGACGCACCAUUGACGGCGCUUUGGUGUCCCAGGCCAGCUCUCAGCGUCUCUUGACCUCUCCUAGCAACUCCCGUGAGCGCUUAUCAGCUUCGGUGGGCUCACCCGCGGGCUCACCCUCAACAGCGCCGCACUCGAUGCCACGGCCACGUAGCAACGGCUCAGUCGCGACGAUGGAAGCCCCAGCUUGGUCGCCACCCGCCACUGCUGUCUCGUUGCCGGCCACUCCCCUGCAUGCGCCACGACGUGCCACGGCCAUGCGUGCCUCGACUGGUGAUCUCUCUGAGACCAACCCAGAAGCGAUUGAGCGUCUGCGGCAAAUUCGACGCCACCAACGGCGAUCGUCCCGCUCCAGCAUGCAAUUUGUGAAUGGCUCCGAUAACCCCCUGGAGGAGCUCGAAACCUCUCCGCGCGCUCGACGCCUGUCAUGUACAAAGGUCACAGUGCUCAACUCCACGGCUGAGACGAUACCCGUGCACGAUGUACCUGACUUCAUGAUGCGUCGUAGCAGUGACGCAGCGCGGGCCCGGCGCCAGAGUCGCGCCAGUCAAGUUUCCGUCGGCUCCACCCCGGCGCGGCGUGAUAGUGACACUUCACGCUUGAGCCAAACGUCGAGCAACACCAACAACCGCUUGAGCAAUGAUAGCAACGUCGAGCUAGAAGAAGCUUCGCGUGUGGUCACUCCCACAACCAUUUCAGAAGUGUUUGCUGAUCCCGAACCCGAAGCUUUGGCCAUCAAGAUUGACGACGCUGAGACGCAACCGGACCAAUCACAGCCCCCGCAAUGGCUGGAGCAGACCGUGAACCCCCACCAACCCACCCGCCGCUCGACGCCGCCCUCUGCGACUGGGUUGGCAUCGCGGAUGGGACCCCACGUCGCGCAUCUUACCGCGACCGUUAGCUCCGGCAGUGGCUCGGCUGAGCACUUGGCUCCGGGCGAUGAUGCUUUGCCUUCACCUUUCUCGCGUGAGGGCAGUGGCCGACGCCGUGCCAAGUCGGUCACGACCGCCACCAUUCGGCAGUCGGCGGCCUCUCGCGUCGUUGAUGUCAAAGCUUUGGAUUUGGCGACUGAGGCCACAAGCUCCAGCUCUUUUGGUGCGGCCACUACCUCGUCUCUGCCCUAUGACCGGGUCAUGGCCGAGUUGCAGCGAGCUUUGCGCCGCAAUGGCGUAGACUUUGAGCUGGACCGCAACACGUUGACGUGCCGUACGCGAAACUCGGAUGGGUCUGGCGAUCGCCGUCGCCGCGGGAGCUACUUCUCUGAAGCCGAGGAGGAUGUGAGCUGGGAGAUGGCGGUGCAGAAGAUUAGUCGGCUUGGCCUGCAUGGUAUCCGCCUUCGCCGGUUGCAAGGUGAUCACUGGCGCUACAAGCGUCUCGUCGACCACGUCCUCCAGGACGCGCGUCUGUAA
This is a messenger RNA of Monosiga brevicollis MX1, 1662 nucleotides long. RefSeq lists its product as uncharacterized. Bases 1 to 1662 code for a protein of 553 amino acids. Lineage: Eukaryota; Choanoflagellata; Craspedida; Salpingoecidae. The record is from RefSeq and is a predicted model, not a curated record. The transcript has 5 exons.